Molecule: messenger RNA, 1917 nt
Organism: Colletes gigas
Lineage: Eukaryota; Metazoa; Arthropoda; Insecta; Hymenoptera; Colletidae
Exons: 6
Coding region: 19-1812 (597 amino acids)
Biological process (GO): double-strand break repair via homologous recombination; DNA double-strand break processing involved in repair via single-strand annealing
Cellular component (GO): site of double-strand break
Molecular function (GO): flap-structured DNA binding; double-stranded DNA binding; double-strand/single-strand DNA junction binding
Source: RefSeq, a predicted model, not a curated record
AACCUCGUCACUUUACUGAUGGCUACGUCAGAUGUUCUCCAAUUUAAUUGUUCUAUAGAAAAUGAAGUCGCACGAAAAGCUGCCAAGAAUUUUGCCGGGAUGCUUGGAAAAGCAUUCGAGAAUUAUAAAAAGUUAUGGAAUGAAUAUUUAAAGUUAAGAAAAUAUUGCGAAGAUGCCAAUAUUAAGAUCCCGUUUCAAUUGCUUGAGUCUGAGAGUGACAAUAAAGAUAUUGUUACGUUAUCGCAGACACAUGCAUAUUGUGAAAAAUCGCCUAACAAAUUAGGUCACACAUCUGAAAAUGCAACAAAGUUCACAGCUGCAAACGACGAAAGUGUUACAAAUCGAUUUAAUUCUGACACUAUGUCCUCUUUAGAUGAUAGCGUUUCAAGCGAUAACAAAUCCACUGCGAAGCACACGGAAGAAAAGUUAUUAAGAAGUCCAAUACUUGUCAAGAGUCGUUCUAAAUCUAAAAAGACCAAUGCAACGCAUGGUCAUUUUAUUUUAGACGAUUCUGGAGACCAUAGCCCAUGCAUACCGAUAAAGGAAAAUAUUUUCAUUUCUACAAAUGAUUGUCACGAAGAUAGUGCCAAUGUAUCUGUGGAGCACAAAGAAAAUCAAUAUCCUUUUAUGGGGAAUAAUAGUGACAGGAUAGAAUGUACACCUAUAUCCAAAGGGCACAGAAAACUAGGAAUCAGUAACUUAUACAAUGUUGAUACUAUUUUGUUACAAAAUGGUAAAAAAUUGAAACAGUCAAAACUUGUGUUUUUACCAAACGAGCAAACUACAGAUAAUAAAAUUUAUAAAGAGCACAAACAGUUAAAUCCAUUGACAUCAUAUAUCUCUCCAACAUCCAAGGAAAAUAUAAAAGAAGAGUCGACAAAUCUUUGCGAAAGUAAAUUGGGAGAAGAUGAAAUAAUAGAAGAGAGUCCUACUAUGCGUACGAAUUCAAAAUUGAAAAUAAAAAAUCUGAAACUAAAUAGAAAAAAUGCUGCAAAAGUUACUGGGAAAAGUGGUAAGAGAAAAAAUGAUAUAUUUGAUAAACAUAAUGAUAUAACUAGUGACACAAAGUUGUCUUCGAUAAAAGUUGAUCAAGCUAGUCUCAGUCAACGUUUACUUACUGUACAUACAUCUACACAGAAAGCUGAAUCAUAUUUAAUUAAAAGGUCGAAGAUUAUUGAUUCUUCAGAUAAUGAAAUUAUUAGAAGCAAGACUGAUGUUCUAGGUUUUCCUUCGUCUCCAAUAAUUGCUACCAGUGAGCAUCUUUUUCCUGAGGAUAUCAAACGCUUAUCAACAUCAGUAAAAGAGACUAAACCAUUACAAAUUAUAGAAAAUGGUAACCAAGCACAGAAACGAAAAUUUUCAGAAACAAUUAAACAGGUGUCCGAUUAUAAUUCUUCGGUAUGCAACGAUGAGACAUAUUGUGCUGUAGGGGAAAACCUUAAAAGACAAGCUAUUUUUGAUGUAAAUAAAUUGGAAGAUAUAGAAGAAAAAAUGUCUGAGAAUGUGUUACCAGAUUCUCCACUUACAAAAAAGUGUUUUAUGAAUAGCUUUGAUAUAUUACCGGAGAGAAAAGAAGCUUGUAUUGAUAAACCAUCAAAAAAUAAAUCGGAAAGAUCAAAGAUGACUGGUGUUACUUGUUGGGAGUGCAAAAAGUACUAUGCUAGUCUUGGACUAUCUGAGAAAGAAUUAAAAGCCAAACAAAAUCAUUGUUCUCGGCAUAGAACUAUCUAUAAUAAAAGAGAAAAUACACCCGAAGGAUUUUGGGAUCCAUUGUUUCCUGAUACAUAUGCAUCUACUAUUCAAGAUGAUUAAUGUAAAGCAUAUUGAUAUGAAUUUUGUACAUAAUACGAAAUUUGCUGUCUUAUAAAUAAUUCUUAUUAAGUAUAUAUGCUAUUUUUCUACUUUUCUUUUAUUAUU